Messenger RNA from Halteromyces radiatus, 345 nucleotides. RefSeq lists its product as uncharacterized. The record is from RefSeq and is a predicted model, not a curated record. The coding region runs from base 49 to 276 and encodes 75 amino acids. NCBI's taxonomy places the organism in Eukaryota, Fungi, Mucoromycota, Mucoromycetes, Mucorales, Cunninghamellaceae. The transcript is spliced from 5 exons.
UUUUUUUUUUUCUCUUUUUUAAUCACUUACAUUAUAUUACAUAUUAAUAUGGGUGCUGUCAGUCGUUUCCCCUACCCUAAUGUUUGGGCUCCUUCCGGUGGAUGGUGGUCUCAACCCAAAGCUUGGAAAUCAAAUACCAUUGUUGCUGCUGUUGGUAUGACCGUUACUAUGGCUGCUGUCUGGAAAGUAUCUGCCAACAAGGAACAACGUUAUCAACAACCUACUCGCUGGAUCCCUUCCAUGAUGUGGGCCAAGCAAUACAAAGAUCAACAAUAGACUAGUCCUACUUCAUUCCAAUAUUAUUUACAAUAAUAAAUAACCCUUCUUCGUUUGAUUUUGUUCCAA